Molecule: messenger RNA, 564 nt
Organism: Marasmius oreades (fairy-ring Marasmius)
Lineage: Eukaryota; Fungi; Basidiomycota; Agaricomycetes; Agaricales; Marasmiaceae
Exons: 1
Coding region: 1-564 (187 amino acids)
Source: RefSeq, a predicted model, not a curated record
AUGGUUAUGCACCGCUCUAAUCUUGUUCUAUCGGCAUCCUACUCAACACCAGACAGACGACACAGUCAUGCAACAACAGCUGCCUCCAUACAAUCAUACUCUUCGAGCACUCAAAGCAUCCUCAAGCACGCCUAUUCCGAAAAAACCAGAACGAGGAUGUGGGGCAUGGUUGAACAGUUCAACACUUGGGCAUUAGAUGCUGGUCAUAACGAGGACACAUGCAGCCCACCAUCUGAAGAGAUCCUGGUGGAUUAUGUGGCAGAUACUUUGGCAGGGCAUGUAUCAGUCUUGACAGCGAGGACUCAUCUUCAUCUUCUGAAGAUACACUGGGAAUCAAAGGGUUGGAAGUGGCAGGGCACUCAGCAGCUUAUCCUCUGUCUGAAGGCAGUGAAGCGGCUGGUUCCUCCUAGCUCAGUUCGCAAACAUCGUGCUCCUGUUUCUGUGGAGAUGUUGGUCCUGUUAUGCGACAAUCUUGAGCUGGGGACAGAGAACAUUUCGCCAAAAAACCAGCUCCACACCGCAUGCUUUGCAGUGGCUCUCUGUGCGUUAAUGCGACUUAGUUGA